AUGACUAGCGAUGAUACUGGGACCGCAAGUCUCCCGUGUCUUCGAGAUCUCACAAUUACCCAAGCAGGCGAAGGGCUGCGAACGGGAAAGUUCACUUCCGUUGACCUUGUCAGGGCAUAUCUCAAAAGAAUUGAGGAGACAAAGCAUCUCACGAUCGUCAUGCAUAUGGAUGGAGAUGCCUUGGAGGUGGCCCAGAUGCUGGACAAAGAACGGGCCGAGAAGGGAAGCAGAAGUCCUCUCCAUGGAAUUCCUAUUCUCGUCAAAGAUGAGUUUUUACCGUUUGGGUGGCAGAAAUUUGCACCCAAAGCCUCCUCUCUGCCGCUGGAAUUAAGGAAGAAAAGGGACCCUAUGGAGUUUAAUAGACUUCGGGAAGCUGGAAUGAUAAUAUUGGGUAGGACGAAUCUAGAUGAUGAUGCGGGGUAUCGGAUUGAGUAUCCCGAAUUCAGCCUUCGUGAUUACAUCAAUUAUUCACGUUUCCCCAUUCCCAGCGGUCCCGGCACUUUACCUGGAAGUGCCAAAGCUUCAGCCGUGGCAACUGCCAUAGGUUUAUCUGUGGCCUCACUUGGAACUGCGGAAUCUGGGGUCAUUGCGAAUGCCGCUGAUUUCAACCUUGUUGGUUUUAAACCCACAACACGGUCUAUGAUGAAGUCUGGGUAUUUUCGGUUUUCGCCACAAGGAACGCCUACUAUAGGGAUCCUUGCGAAAACUGUCAAAGAUACUGUUGAUAUUUUGGCCGGUAUAUAUGGACAAUACGAGGACAACGAGUGGCGUCGGGGCAUUCCAUCGGACCAGGCACCCGAAUGGGCCGAAAUUUAUGAAAGCUUGGAUCUCAGCGAAUUUACUAUUGGUAUUCCGCGUGAUAGCUUUGAUUCGGACCCAUACCCUCAAGUUAUGGAUUCAUUCGAGGCUGCUCUGAAGACUCUGGCCUCGACUGGGGCAACAAUCGAGGAAAAUGCCAACUUCCACGGGGGCAAGGAGCUCAAAAGGCUCAAGGCGCAAAUUAACAGCCUCGUUCAAUUGUCAGAGUUUAAAGAAGACGCGUUCAGAUGUUUAACAAGAUGGGGGAAUGACUCUAAUAAUCCUGAAAAUGCGCAAAGAGUUUAUAACCUUGCCAGAAGAUGCCCAAACGAGGAGCCCACAGAGAGAGAACUUAAUAAGAUGUUAUGGACUCGCACAACCCGUAUUGCUGCAAAUAACGAGGAAUACACAAAGAUACUCGAAAAAGCUCUCAUCAUCAGCAAGCAUCAAGGCAUUCGGGCAACGAUGAAAAAACACCGUCUCGACAUGUUCGUUAUUCCAUCAUCUGAUGAGGGCAUUACACUCGAGCUUGCUGCGCAAGAGAAUGGUCCUGUGAUGUCUGUACCCCUGGGAUACUUCCCAGACGGCUUCCAGGGUAGAUAUACCGACGAAAUAACCCCCGAAAGACCGUAA
Penicillium cosmopolitanum is the source of this 1431-nucleotide messenger RNA. RefSeq lists its product as uncharacterized. NCBI's taxonomy places the organism in Eukaryota, Fungi, Ascomycota, Eurotiomycetes, Eurotiales, Aspergillaceae. The coding region runs from base 1 to 1431 and encodes 476 amino acids. The transcript is spliced from 4 exons. The record is from RefSeq and is a predicted model, not a curated record.